Molecule: messenger RNA, 702 nt
Organism: Setaria italica (foxtail millet)
Lineage: Eukaryota; Viridiplantae; Streptophyta; Magnoliopsida; Poales; Poaceae
Exons: 4
Coding region: 85-477 (130 amino acids)
Source: RefSeq, a predicted model, not a curated record
ACAGUCCAGAUUCCGGAACCCGCUCACACUCCGUUGUGCUUGUGCUACCCACUCGAAGUAGCAGCCAUUGGCUAGUCGCCACCCAUGCCUGCGGCGCCGGGGACCGGCCCCGGCUGCCUGGGGUCGCCGGCGCAGGCCCCCUCGGGCUCCCUCGCCGGGGUUCAAGGCGCCCCGCGGCGGCUGGGAACAUCGAAGCCGUCGUGGAUCGUCCGCACUGAGUCAAACGUGAGGAGGGAGAGGCCAAAGCGACCUGAUCCUCCUUGCACCAUCUGCAAAGGCACAGGGAGAAUAGACUGCCGGAACUGUUUCGGCCGAGGCAGAACAAACCAUGCCGAGCUUGUCAUGCUCCCGAAGGGCGAAUGGCCACACUGGUGUCGAAUUUGUGGUGGCAGUGGACUGGACUACUGCUUCCGGUGCCAUGGAACUGGUGAAUAUCGAGAACCAAUGGGCUUCCACUUCACUGUUAAAAGCAAAUGAGCUUUUCGCGUCUGCAACUGACUAGUCGGGUAAAAACGCAUCAAUAGAAGAGGAAAACAUAACUGUUAUGCUACGAUGUGCAGUUGAACUGUACCAGUCAGGGAACAUCGUAUUGCAGUAGUCAGUAGUCACCCAGUAUACGCAUCUCCAGUUUGUUUGUUUUUUUAUCUGUGGAAAUUUAUACCUGAAUUGUUGCUAGUAGUACAAGAUAGAUUAUGGCCCGUA